CUCCCUGACGACUCUUUCUCUCCUUCACAGGCGGCGGAGAAGAUGGGCCUGAGUGCGGGGCCUGCGGGAGGGGGGCUGUUCUCCCUCUACCACAACGGCCAGACCCUCGGCCAGCCCCCGCCAGCACACAUGGGCAUCCCCCCCUACCAGCUGGACCCCAAAGCAGGUCUGCGGCCCCCAGUGUACCCCUUCGCCACCUCGGGCCAGUAUCCCUACCCGCUGGGCCCCGACUUCACAGCACAGAUGGCCUCCGCCUGGCCCCCCGCACGCAUGUACCACCCGCUUACCUCCUGCUCGGCGCUGACAGCCUCCUACCCUUCCUCUCCGCUCUCUCUCUCCACUGCCACCCUGCCCAGGUUUUCCCCCGGCGGCCUGAUGCCCCCUCACCCCGGCCUCACCCCGCCCCUCACCCACCCCCUCGUCGCCUCCCCCAAGACAGAGCUUCCCAACACCUCCCACGACAAUCACAGACACCAAGGCCUCGACCAGAAGCCAUCACUGCAGGGAGACAAAACACAGAUGAUCGAGACCAAGAACGGAGAGAAAAAGCCACACAUCAAGAAGCCGCUGAACGCCUUUAUGCUCUACAUGAAGGAGAUGCGCGCCAAGGUGGUGGCGGAGUGCACGCUGAAGGAGAGCGCCGCCAUCAACCAGAUCCUCGGCCGCAAGUGGCAUGCGCUAAGCCGCGAAGAACAGGCCAAGUACUAUGAAAUGGCGCGUAAAGAACGCCAGCUUCACAUGCAGAUGUACCCGGGCUGGUCCUCUCGCCAAAAUUACUCGCAGGGGAAAAAGAAGAAACGUAACCGUGACAAAACCCAAGAUGGAGCCAAUAUGAAGAAGUGUCGCGCGCGGUACGGCCUCGAGCAGCAAAGCCAAUGGUGUAAACCCUGCAGGCGAAAGAAGAAGUGCAUCCGGUACAUGGAGGGCGAGGAAGGUGAGGACAUGGCGCCCGGGUCGGCUGACAGCGUAGACGCCUCGCAGGAGAGCGAGGAGGAGGAUGACCUUCAGGAGAUGUCGUCUCCAUCGACGGCGAUGGUGGGCGACCAAACCGCCACCUCGCCGGCCUCCUCCAGCCUCAUGCCCUCCCCAGGGCCCUCCUUGGCGUCGCCAUCAGGUCCACCCUCGUUGCUCAUGCCGUCGCCAGCCUCCCUCGCCUCCCCCCUAACGCCGGGCGAGGGCCCCCAGCUACCCCUAAACCAGGUGCCUCAGGGCCCCCCACACCCCCAGCGGCCCCCCGUGGGCACCAAUCCCCGUGACAUUAACAACCCUCUUAGUGUUAACCAGUUGACUGGCCAGUGCGCUAGCAACAAGCCCGACGCCGGGUCUCAAGACUCUUCGCAUCCCACCAUGGUGAGCGUCACAUGACCCGCUGCAACCUUAGCCCCCCACACCCACAAGCUGUGCUGGACACGCCCGCCCCAACCCUCGUACCCACGCGCCGCCUUUCGCCACCAAAAAGUGCUAUAAUAAAGGCUUAAUAAUCUUGGCCGAGUGUCGUCGUCUCUGGUGGACACAGUUGUUGUUCGUCGGGUUUCCAGGACCAAAAUUUCCCCCCGCCCCCACCCCCGCCAGGAUGGGCCUGUGCCAGUACAGUCACCAAUACCUCAGUGUCAAGAGUGUGGCUGAAGACAAAGACUUGUGGCCCCUGCUUGGCACCAUCCCUGUACAUAAUGUUCCUUCACAUCAUGAAUCAACCCUCCAUUGUCUCACUCACAGCAGUGUUAGGUACUUCUCCACUCUCAAGCUGCUAGGCCAGCCCUUCACUUUGUUCUAUUCUGCAAAUUUUUAAAAGUUUUAUGCAAGUUCUAUAUUGAAUAUCGCCAUAUAAGUGAACACACACACACACACAUACACACACAAAUACAUAAAUUACAUAUGUAUACAUGAAUUGAUACACACACACACACACACACACACACACACACACAUGGUAAUUCAGGACACAUUCUCUGCCUUAGUAAUUGUGUGUACUACUUUAUAGCCCCAAACCUUGCCAGUGUUGAGGACUUGAGUAGGCCGAGGUGAGCCGGGAGGGACUGUUGAGGGACCACGGUGGCUGCUGGAAAGUUUUCUGCUACACCAAAACUCUUAAAGUGAAAAUACUGUGUCGAUAAUAUAAUAUGUAAAUGAUGUUCUUGUGAUAGUGAAUAUUAACAGUCAUAAUGUUCUGUGCAGUAGGAGGCCACUUCUUCAUACCUCUUGAGAGCCCAGCUAAGACAGAUUAACACUUAUAACACUUAACAAAAUACUACUUUUCUCUAAAUAGGAACUUGUACUAUGAGUCUGUCCUUGAAUGUGCAGUACACUAGACCAUCAUCUUAUAAGCUUUGAAGUCCACAUGCUAUUACUACUACUGCUGCUGCUAUUACUACUACUACUACUGCUAAUACUACCACUACAGUUACUAUUACUACUACUACUACUGCUGCUGUUACUGCUAUGUCUACUACUACUACUACCAUUGUUACUACUUCUACUACUACUACUACUACUACUACUACCACAACUCCUCCUCCUACUACUACUACAACUAUCCUUUUGAACUUGAGAGUAGGCCAGUUUUUAUAUAUAUUUGUCUUUUUCUCUCUCGCUCUGUCUCUCUCUUAUCUCCUCUCCUCUUUACCUGUCUGAAAACCCAACCAUCGACCAGCCCAGUGUCUUUGUCAGGUACAGUGUUGUCUUGCCUCACCACGAACACCACCUCCUCCCUGCCACAUGCUCUCCUCAGUCUGCAGUAGGCCAUGAUGUAUCCCUCUCACUCCCUCCCUCCCUCCCUCCACUGUUUUCUGUUUAGGUAGCAUUUCUGUCAGUUCUUGUGAUAUCAUUCGACACAAAUCUUGUUACACACUAAAAAUUGUCUUGCCAGUUAGUCAAGUCAAGAGAAAGCAGCAGUCCUCUUGGUCUGAUCCUGUUCAGUCAUACAUUCUGAAAAUUCUACGCAAGCAUCCAGGAUUUAAUAUGGUUCCUCUCCUCCAUGCAUGUUGCUUUUGAAGUUAUUUGUGAUAGAAAAUUAUUCAAAGUACUGUAAUGUCUACAGUUGCAUUGGCAUAUUCAUAAUGCUCUGUUACACUUUAUCAGAAGUAAUUACUGCAGUCUGGGUUGUCAUUCUCUUCACUGCUGCACUCAUGGUCUUUUGGGCUAUUUGUUGUGUGGCUGGCGAAGCCUCUGGCUGGUGUUGUCACAUUGCAACACUGAACUCACUCACUCAGCAGCAGCCAUGAGUGAAGCUUGAGACAUGCUCCUUUGAUUCACCUUCAAAGCUAGAUAUUCUUUUAUCUAAAAAUUUAUUAAAACAAAAAAUUUCUAUCAUUUACACCCAAUGACUGUAACUCAGCUAACCAGUUUGUUUUUAGCCACUAAGUAUUUAAAUGUGUGCAAGGGUUAGCUGUGCCCACCACCUGCCCUCUGCCUCAGCCCCUGAAGCAACAGCACUUGUCAGCUCCCUCCAGGGACUUGAUGAAUGUGCUGCCAGGAUGUGACAGUUUAGUACUUUCCUGAACUUUAUACUGUGUGAUCAGUUUGCUCGGAAAGGUGUUGCUGUUUCUGAAGAUUUAUAAUCAUCCCUUUAGAGUGUGUGUGCUUCAGGGCAUGGCAGAGCAGCAGGGAAGGGAGAGUUACUAAAACCUUGUAGUUGGCUAAAUUUAUUGAGGAAAGACGAAGAUUGAUUCCUGGAUGCGUAGAAUGUUCAGAAUCGGUGGACACCCUCAGGCAUCCUUCAGGGCAGUGGAUAGUGAUUCUUUUACAAGCCAUGAGUGAUUUGCUGUUCCUCAGCACCUCCAUACCUGUGUGUGUGUUCCCUCAGCGCCCCGAGUGGAGGACGGGCGAGCGGCAGCGGCGGCGGCUGACGCGCUGCCGUGCCUCACUGCUGCCAUCAUUAUUAUAAUUAUUUUAGAUGUUUGUUUUUUACUGUUGAUUUUUUUAUAUGUGUUCUCUAAGUGUUGUAAGUCAUCUCAACAUUUCUUCUCCCUCAUUGCUACAAGUGUAUCCAUUCUGCCGCCUUUGAGUGUUGGAAAUACGUCUGUAAUACACCUAGUUUGUUUUCUGGUGAAUUGAUCGUUGCAGUGAUGCAGCCAACGUCGUGGUUCCAUGAUCUUUUAUUUUAUCAAAGAUUAUAAGUGAUAAUAUGUUUACCUAACUAACUUUUUUAAAGUACAACUUUAUGGCAUUAAUGAUAAAGCUUACACUGAAAGAGUUUUUGUGUGUGUAUGUGUGUGAAAAGACAAGGUACAAAACCAAAUCUUCUGUACAAUGAAAUUGAAAAGUGUCAGUAAUGUUUUCUUUUAAAUUACUGUUUGUGAUGUGAGGAGCGAUAGGUUGAGAACAGCCAUCAGCCCCUCACCUCAGCCCUUUAGUCCUCAGACCACCAGCCUCUUAACCUCCCAGUCCCGCAGCCCCACUGUCGCCCAGCGGUGGGCGAGCCCAAGGCUGCCCGCUGCUGCCACUUUCCUCUGGUCAGUCACUGAGCCACACACCACCACUCAGGCCUGCCAGCACCACCACCACUACCAUCACCACUACUACCACUGCUGCUGCUGCUGCCUGUCAGACUCCCAGUCUCUGCUCACCUCAGAGAGUAGUUGUCAACAAAUUAUGUAAUAUUUAAGCUAACAUUUGUUUGUCACCUUGAAAUAUUCUGGACUGAUAAUCUCACAUUCAUAUGUUUCACAGGAAACAACAGUUCUUAACAUUCUAAAGUAUAUCCUAAACCCUGAAGCUAUAAAUUUUUAUCUAAAUACAGAGUGUAGUUACAUUUAUAUUAUGAGGAUUAUGUGAUGCAGACUUUAAAACAACAGUGAGUAGAGCUGCUAGAGUAUGUGGCUGUGGGUGUGGAGUUACCAGGUGGGUGUGUGUGUGUGUGUGUGUGUGUGUGUGUGUGUGUGUGUGUGUGUGUGUGUGUGUACACAAGCUGCUGAGAGGGUGUGAAAGAGUAGCUCUUCGGAGGCCAACAUUGUCAGUGGGGGACAUGGCAAGAGCACAGGCUGCCAUGUUAAGAACCUUCAUGUGUCAGCAGAAAAAGAAGGAACACUGUAUGUACAGCAUAAGGCCAGACUGUUUGCCAUCAGAGGCAAGGUUGAAGGUAUCAACACAACCACAGCCUUGCCCAACCCUUAAGUAAGCCUGAGUGUCAGUAGUUGUGUUGCAGCAGCUAAUAAGUUUCUUGAGGUUAGUUUGGAAUUAUACAUGUAUGAUAAUGUACAUUAUUGUAACAUAAGUGUAUACCUGGAUGUGAUAGAAUGAAAAAGAAGCACCUCAUAUUAUGUUAUAUUAUUUUCUGCUGCCUGUUGUCACUCUGUUGGUGUGUGGCAAGGCGACUGUGCCACCCUUGUGUACCGACCCAUCUGUGAUGACUCCUGCAUGUGUGCAUCUGGUUGUGGCAGCUGUGUGUGUGUGUGUGUGUGUGUUCUUGCAUGCAUGCGUGCAUUUGUGGACUUUUACAGCAGAAAACAGAACCAUUGGUUGGCUGGCUGGCUACAUAACUUUAUCAUUCACCUGUAUAAAAUGUCUUUCCACCCCAGUGAUGUACUUUAUUUUUAAGGGGACGUUGAACUUCAAAUAAAUGUAAAGUAUACAUCGUAGAAUUUUUUUUAAAUGAUUCAACUUAACGUACACCAUCAAUCAGAGUCUUGAGUGUAAACCGUCAUUGUGUGGGAGGACAGUGAGGGAGUGUGGAGGGAGGGAGGCUGUGUGUGUGUGUGUGUGUGUGUGUGUGUGUGUGUGUGUGUGUGUGUGUGUGUGUGUGUGUGUGUGUGUGUGUGUACAUCCAACCUAAGAUGUUUGUAAACUGUGCAAGUAGUGUUCAGUUUCUUCUCUUGUUUCUUUCUUACAUUCUAAUCAUUAAUGUGUGAAAUUAUUACUGGAAUAUAAUUCCAAUGUGACAGUAACUAAACCUUUGGACAUCUCUUCCUUCAUCUCCCUUCUGUUCUUCUUUCCUUCUUUUUUUCCUUUCUUCCUCCACCCUUCCCAGUCAUCAUUUGUAUUGGAUGCAGUACACACUCUCCCUUCCUCUCUCACUUCUCUUCUUCCCUGCUGUCCUGUGUCUCGAAUGCAGACCACCCUCCCAUUCUGUACCUCCUUCGUUUCCUUCUUCCUCAUUAGUCCCUCUCAUCCCAUUAUCAUCACCUUUGUAUUGGUCCAUUUCCUGCCUAUCAUCAGCAGGUUUAGGGGGGAUAGUCCUAGCCCAGCCAGCCUCACAGUCCACACACCCAUUCUCCCCACACCACCACCUAAGACACCCCAUAAUUCCCCCAUAAUGUGCUCCCCAAGGGGGGGGCUGGACUUGGCCUCUCAUGGGCUGAAAAAUGAAAAAGCUAGUCGUCGGUUUCCAUCCCCAGAUAUCAGAAGUCCUCUUGUGGGUGUGGGUCCCCUGUUAGUGCAUUGGCUGAUGGAGUAAUGUUGGUUCGUAUUGUUGUCUCAAGAAACUUAUUUAACUCGUGAAAAAAUAAAAGUUGAUCUGUCUAAUAGUUUCUCUUCAGCCAAUGAUCUACACAUAUGCAAACACACACACACACACACACACACACACACACACACACACACACACACACACACACACACACACUUUCGUAAACACUACUUACUCGCUCGCUUAGGCAAGGGACCAACCAUCUGAGGCUAAGAAGAGGACAUCUGAGAACUGGAAAUCAAAUAAAUAGAUACAUGAAAAUAAAUGAAAAGACAAAUAUGAUGAAAGACAGAAACAUUGACUGGGAACGCCUAACACACGAAGAUUAAGCUCACCUCCCUAAAUCCAUUCCUACUCCCCUUUCCCUUGUAUCUCCAACUCACCCAGAUGUUCAUCAUCCCUUUUGGGUCAGUCACUAUAUGGGCACCUGUAGAAGGUAACCUGUGGUAACCCGGAUGUCACACUUGCCCUGUGUCCCGGGGUAGCAGGUCUUUAACCCGGUAGCAGCAGCGAGAAAAAUGAGAAAAAAUCACCCCCACACAAACCAUUUCAUAAUAUAUAUCAAAGCAUUUGUGAUCAGAUUAUGUAUCAUCUAUUUUUUGGGGUUUAUAUCAUGGCACAAAUUUGGCCCGUCACUGCUACACGGUAAAGCCACAGAUUUGGCCCGUUGUUGCUACCAGGUUAAACACCAAAAGCUCAAGGGCCAGUGAGGUGGAGAUGAGCACCGAGGUCACACACAGCUGAGCGUAUUCCAAUAUCUAUGCCUUUGCUUCUCCUCCCUCACUAACCUUCCCUUCACUGUGUUCUCUUCCCUCCUUUCCUUUCACUUUUCCCAGUAUUCCCAUCCCAGUAUUGUAAGCCACUCAGAACUUGUACAAUUGUGAAGAAAAGGGAAAAGGAAGUAAUAGCAACUAUCCAAUUUACUGUCUGCCCACUAGUACCUACAUGCCCUGUAUGUAGAAGGUAGUGUGUGUUCUACCUUAUUGCUCAUUUUCUCUUUUAUUACUACACCAGUUUUCAAAAGCAAAUUAUUACAGUGAUGAAAAUGCUAAGUACCUCUUCCAUACUAGGUAUAAUGAUGGUGAUGACAACUAGUAUUGCAAACUAUGACUAAAUUCUGCUUAUUCAUAGCUACUCUCGGGUAUGUCAUGUUUAAUAUCCUGCCUGCCAGUAUAAAUAUUUGUGGCUGAAACUAAAGCGGAAGAAAAAAAAGAAAAUGUUAAAAAUAUAUACCUCUGUAAUCUAGAUGAUGAGGGAUAAAGGCUGUGUGUGUGUGUGUGUGUGGCAUGACUGGGUAAGAGGGGACUCAGACCUUACCUCACCCACUCCUAUCCAACCCUAUCCUAUAUUCCCUGCCAUGCCAUGCCUCCCCUCACCCCCCUGCCCCUAUCAAACACCCCACUAACUUGCCCUUCCUCACUCUGGCCAUCCUUAUAAGCUCUACUACAUGAUAAAUUAAUAGAUACACAUUGAAGUACUAACUCGUUUUUCUUCCAUCUCGUCCUUUUUCACGUCCAUCUUUUUCAUCAUCUGCAUCCUUUUUCUUCUUUUACUGCCCUUAUGUUCAUGUUUUUCUCUCCGUAUGAUGAUUUAUUUUUAGUCCUCCUCUUUGUCUUUGGUGUUCUAUAUUGCUUUGUCUCACUCAUAUACCAAUUGCCCUCUUCCUCCUUCUCCUCCUCCUCCACGGGGAUCAUGUUUCUUAAUGGUCCCUCUAAGCGAGAAAAAUGAGAAAAAAUGAUCACUCACACAAACCAUUUCAUAAUAUAUAUCAAAGCAUUUGUGAUCAGUUUAUGUAUCAUCUAUUUUUGGGUGUUUAUAUCAUGGCACAAAUUUGGCCCGUCACUGCUACCGGGUUAAGGCUAUCGUAUGUACCUACUUGCCACAUCUGGACAGGGAUGUGUAUAGAUAAGUCACUAUGUUCACGGAGGGGGAGAAAGAAGUGUUUAGCGGGAGUAAUGAUGUAAUUUAUUGAACCUGUUGCCAUGUAGCCUCUCGCUCUUCAGUGUUGUAACUUGGUCCACUCCUCUUGUCUUUUUUUGUCUCAUUGUUUGUUCAUCGAUUUACCCUCAUCAUAGCGCUGCCUCCUACUUUAUAUCUUUUCCUUUUUCUCAUCCAUCCUUCCUUUAAAUUGGGGCGGCUUUUCCGAUACCCUACGCCCCUGUCCACCCAGCAGUGAAUGGGUACCAGGUAUUAAUCGGGGGUUGUGUCCCGUCUCCUGGGCUCUGUUCCCUUCUCCUAUAAUUCCUUCCCCUUCUGUCUCUCUCCGGCAUAUAACCACAGAUGUUGCGCCGUCUAAACGAAACUUUCCAACUUUCCCUCCUUCCUUUCCCUAAUUGCACCCCUUCUUUCAAUUCUUCCUCCUCCUCCCCAUCCUGUUGUUUCCACGAUGCCUUCCCUCCACUCUCCUCUGCUUCCUGACCCUUUUGUGCUUUCUCAUGGUGCAGCUUGUGUCCCUGAAGCCACCCACUUAGCGCCCAUAUAUGGAUUUUGGGUUAUGAUAGCUUCUUCCUCGUAAUUCCUCCAAUACUCCUCCUUUUCUCCUUCCUCCUUUUCCCUUUCUUCCUGCUCCUUAAUUUUCCUCUCAUCCCUUUCCUAUACUCAUAAUUAACCUGGUAGCAGCGACAGGCCAAAUUUGUGGCUUUACCAUGUACCAGCGACGAACCAAAUUUUUGCCAUGAUAUAAACCCCCCAAAAUAGAUGAUGCAUAAACUGAUCACAAAAUACACAAAUGCUUUGAUAUAUAUUAUGAAAUGGUUUGCGUGAGUGAUAAUUAUUUUCUCAUUAAUUCGCUUAGAGGGAGGGGCCUUUAAGAAACAUGGUCCCCGCAGCUACCGGGUUAAGAUCACCACCACUCAUCUCUGUCCUUUCCCCUCCUUCCACCCGAGUCUGGAUAAUAACUGCGGUCAAUGUUGUGAAAAAAAUAAAUAAAUAAAAUGAUAAGUGGAACACAGAUCAAACAGGAGGAAAGAGGAAAAAAAGAGAGAGGAUUACACCAUAUUUAUGCUACAUUUUUAUAGAGUGAAUCCAUUAUUUUUUGUCAUGGUUUAGCUUGAGGGCAAUAUUUGUUGGUUCCUUUUGGCACACACACACACACACACACACACACACACACACACACACACACACACACACACACACACACACACAAACACACACAUCAUGCAUAUACCUCCUCCCCCCCCCAUUCAUCCUUCUCUCCCCCUUCCUCCUUUCCCUCCUUCCUCCCCCUUUCACCUUCAAACUACAGCAGAUAUACCACAAAAUAAUGAUAACUACUACUACUAUUACCACCACUACUACUACUACUACUACUACUACUACUACUGCUGUGUCACAAGUGUUUGCACCUUUAAUUAACGUUUUUCAUAGGUAAUCAGUGGUGAGUCCUACCUGUGUGUGUGUGUGUGUGUGUGUGAUAUGUGAUGUUGGUUGGUGUCGAGUCCUGUAAAUACCGUAUGACUGGAUGUUACACUAUCUGUCUAAAGUGGAUUCGUUUCUCCGUCUUUCAUUAUUUAUUCCCCCUUUCCUUUCAUUUCAUUAUUUUGGGGUCUGUCGAGUUUUCCGUUUUUAUUAUUAUUUCAGUGUCUCGAUGCUCUUAAUAGGCUACCACUACUACACUUUGAAUGAGAGAAAGAAUAUAUACCUAACUCAUUAAGGCUGUUGUUUGUAUAAUCUUUCCUAUCUAAGCAGUCAGUCAGUCAGUCAGUCAGUCAGUCGCUCCGUGUCAACCCGUGAUCGUGAUUUUGUUUAUUCGUUCUGUCACUGUGCCAAUCUUCGCGCGGUCCCAGCCGGUCGUAUAAUAUAAUUACUACUCAGCCCCACCAAAAAAUAAAAACACUGGCCCCCUCCCCCCCACCAAUGCAGGUUCUUCAUAUGUACAUAAGGUAAACUAUUGAUUAGCUAGAGUGUUCAUUAAUUCCACUCCAAGAGAAUCUAAUUGCCGGACAAUCAUCAGUCUCCCCUCCCGUCGGCCCGUCUAGCUCUCACCUGGACGGCCUGACCCCCCCUCCCCCACACACACCUGUAAUUAACACCACCACCACCUCAGCGUUGUAUUUUUUGUAUACCUACCUUUCCCACCUCCACCUGCCUCCUCCUCCUUCGUUUUCCUUCCUUCUCUCGCCUCCACCCUUUCUUUGCUUCUUAUUCCUCCUCCGCCGUCUCCACCUCCUCCCUCAUGCACCUUUCUUUAUCUCCACUUUCCUCCCUCACCUCCACCCUCCCUCUGCUUCUCCCUCCUCCACUUUUCUUAUGCCUCGCUUCCUGCUUUUUCUCCUCCUCCACAUCUUCCGCCUCUUCCCAUUUUCUUCUUUCGUUCUCGUCUUCCUUCUCCUUCUCCUCCCCCUCUUCGUGUCAUCAACUCUUCCUCCUCCUCCUCCUCCUCCACACCUCACCGUUCCUCUCAUUACUUUUCCUUUCUCUCGGUCUUUUCCUCCACCUCCUCUUCCUCUCUCUCCUGUUCUCGUCAUGUCGUCAAUUACUCCUUCUUACGCACCUCUCCUCCCCCUCUUCAUGUCAUCUCCUCUUCCUCCUCCUCCUCCUCCUCCUCCACACCUCACCGUCUUCUUACGGAACAUUUUGUCACUUGUUGAAGUCGGAGAUGCGAUGUACAGAAAAAAAGGAAUCUAGAGAAUUGUUCAUGUAAAUAGUAUGUAGUAAAUAAAUCAAUUUCAUAAGA
Eriocheir sinensis (Chinese mitten crab) is the source of this 11081-nucleotide messenger RNA. Its product is annotated as protein pangolin, isoforms A/H/I/S-like. Gene Ontology annotation, cellular component: beta-catenin-TCF complex. Gene Ontology annotation, biological process: regulation of transcription by RNA polymerase II; canonical Wnt signaling pathway. The transcript has 9 exons. Lineage: Eukaryota; Metazoa; Arthropoda; Malacostraca; Decapoda; Varunidae. The record is from RefSeq and is a predicted model, not a curated record. Gene Ontology annotation, molecular function: RNA polymerase II cis-regulatory region sequence-specific DNA binding; DNA-binding transcription factor activity, RNA polymerase II-specific. The coding region runs from base 43 to 1365 and encodes 440 amino acids.